GUUUCCGGGGCAGCGGCCAUAUUGAAUAUCCACUUCUCAAGGGUAAAGUCUCCCGAGCCAGAAACAUGUACCGGUUUGGCAAAGCAGCUCUCAAUAUCACGAGGCAGGCCUCUCGACAGGUGAGAUACGGUUCCACCACAACUCCAGACUUUCAUGCAAAAUAUGGGACCGCUGUCCUGGUCGGAGGAGCUGCCUUCUGCACAGCUGUGUGGGGAUAUGUUCUGACCCAGACGGGCCUCACAUGGAACCUCUCUCCUGUUGGUAAAGUUCAGCCUAUACCCUGGAGACAGGCUGAAGAGGAGGAGUGAAGAUAGAGCUGGUUUUGGUUGUACAGAAGAUGAAAACGUGUCCAAUAAACAACUGUGGUUAUUCCAAAAUAUUCUUGUUCCAUGUUCAAUAAAUUAACUGAUUCUAAA
Molecule: messenger RNA, 416 nt
Organism: Periophthalmus magnuspinnatus
Lineage: Eukaryota; Metazoa; Chordata; Actinopteri; Gobiiformes; Gobiidae
Product: cytochrome c oxidase subunit 7B, mitochondrial
Exons: 3
Coding region: 66-308 (80 amino acids)
Biological process (GO): mitochondrial electron transport, cytochrome c to oxygen
Source: RefSeq, a predicted model, not a curated record